AGGGUACUCAACACUGAUUACUGUCAGACUUUCACAGUCCUCCAUCACUUUAAUUAAGAUUAUUAUAAUGUCAUUUUAAAGCACAGCCACCACAAAAUCAGACUUUAUCAGCUCUUUUUACUUUGAGAUCGAUCUGAGGUUAAAUACAGAUUCCAUCAUAAGAUUUGAAAUGAAAUCUUUGCUAUGACCAGAAACACUGGUAUCUUUUAAAAUUUCUUAGAAAUAAAGCAUAUGCAUAAACCCAAGUAGGAAAUAUGUGAGUUAUGGCAUAAGCAUGUGCUCUAUUCUGUGUCCCAGACUCCUGAAACACUGCUGUCUCAUAUUUAAACCACUCAAUGCAAUUAAUAAAAGAAAUCAAUCAUAUCUGUAUGUCUGUGAAAAUAUUCAGAUGUAACCCCUUUAUAAUCUUUUAACAUUUUCAGAAGUAACUGUAAUUUAAUUACACAUUUUCUCAGUAAGUGGAACAUUUAUUUUGUAAUUAAAUUACGUAAGUGUGACCCUGAACCACAAAACCAGUCAUAAGGGUCAAUUUUUCGAAAUUGAGAUUAAUACAUCAUCUGAAAGCUGAAUAAAUAAUCUUUCCAUUGAUGUGUGGUUUGUUGGACAAUAUUUGUCUGAGAUGCAACUAUUUGUAAAUCUGGAAUAUGAGGGUGCAAAAAAAUCUAAAUAUUGAGAAAAUCACCUUUAAAGUUGUCCAAAUGAAGUUCUUAGCAAUGCAUAUUACUAAUCAAACAUGAAGUUUUGAUAUAUUUACGAUAGGAAAUGUACAAAAUAUCUUCACGGAACAUGAUCUUUACUUAAUAUCCUAAUGAUUUUUGUCAUAAAGAGAAAUCAAUAAUUCUGGCCCAUAUAAUGUAUUGUUGGCUAUUGCUUCAAAUAUAGCUGUGCUGCAGGGACACAUAUCUGUUAAAUGCAAGUAGUUACUCCCAACACUGGUAACGACUUACACAUACUCGCGCCGCGUCUCUGUAAUUAACUAGUUUCUGUAAUCAGAAAGUACUCUUUGAUUAGUUUAAAACUGUGUACUUUCAGGCUACUUUCUCCUCCGUCUGUGGUCGUUACUUGCUUGUUUUGAUCGUAUUGUUUAGUCGUGUUUCGGUGCGCUGUGUCCAACACUGAUGGGUGGAUGGUGCAGAUGUUUGAGCAAAAUCAGUGCCACGUCUGAAGAAGGGCGGAGCGAACGAGAACGCGACGCGACGCGACGCCCUUCAUCUGCACAUCUGACCCGCGUCCGUCGUUACAGCUCGAACACUUCAGCAAAAGUGACUUUGAGACUGCAUUUCGUUCCUCUGCAAACGCUCGAGUUUGUGAAGAAGCGAAGCCGCUGGACGCUGAGAGUCGAGUUCUCGUGAAGAGUAAAGGAAUGAGAGAACGCGCCGCUCGCUGAGCAUCGCGACGCACGGAACCAUGACCGCGAAGAACAGAAACAAGAGCAGCUCGCAGCCCGGGAACAGCGACAAGACGCCCGCGAGCCCGCAGCCCGAGGACGCGCCGAAGACCAGGAGCCCGAGAGCGCCGCGAGCGGAGAGCAACGCGUCGGGCUCGCCGCUCCUGAAGCUGCUGUCCGCGCUGUGUUACCUGGGCUUCGUGGCCGGGACCGUGAUCGCGUCCGUGUGCUUCUACCAGGAGCUGUCCGAGAUCAAGCGCGCGAGCGCCACACACGAGCAGAGCGUCCAGAGGAGCGCGGACGCGCUGCAACAGAUCAGGUCGAUGCGGGCGUCUCUGGAGGCUCUGGAGAGCGCGGUGCACAGCGUCAGGACUGAUCUGGAGCGCACCGGCCGAGCCGCUCAGAAAGGAGAGGACAACACCCGGCGGCUGGAGGACUCGCUCCACAAACUCCAGAGCAAGGUCUCCCAGGAGCUGGCGCAGGCUGCCCGGGAGGUGAAGGAGGCGCGGGAGCAGGACGCCUCGUCCCUGGAGGAGCGUCUGUCCCAGCUGAGCCGCUCCACGGCCGAGUCCUCCGUCCAGCAGAGCCGCUUCCAGAGCGAGCUGCAGGAGCUCCGGGCUCGUCUGGAGCAGCAGGACGCCCCGGCGCUCCUCGGGCAGGAGCUGGCGUCCCUCCGGGGCACCGUGGCCACGCUCAGCACCGCCAGCGAGGUGUCCGAGGGGAACACGGCCGUGCUGCGGGAGCAGAUCGCAGCGGUGAGCGCCGAGCUGCAGACCAGGAACAGGGAGGUGGCGUCCGUGUCCGAGGACGUGGAGGCCGUGAGGACGCUGCUGCAGAGCACCGCGGGGAACCUGAGGGACGAGGUGUCCGCGGCUCGAGCCGACGCUCAGAGCGCCUCGGACCAGAUCCAGAGCCUCAGCGACCGGCUGGAGGAGUCCAGCACCGCCCUCCACAGCCUGGAGACGCACACCAGAGACCAGCUGCUCCAGCUGCAGAAGCACAGAGAGGACGCGGAGGUCCGGCUGAAGGGUGUGGAGGAGAGCCAGCAGGGCACGGAGGCCUCGCUGACGGAGCAGACCACCAGACUCAACGCUCUCGCGGCCAAGCACGAGUCCCACCAGCGCUCGCUGGACGACUGCAAGGCGACCGCAGACACAGAGAGCCAGGCGCUGAGAGACGGACUGGACGGGCUGAGGAGCAGUCUGGAGGAGCUGCAGACCCAAGUAUCUGAACGGGAUGCUGUUCCAGAGCAAGAACCAGUCGACGCACUUAAAAAUAAUACUUAGUGAUCCUGAGAUGAGCUGCUGGAGGCAGACGCUGUCGUUCAGGUGGUGGAAGCGUGAAAGCUGGGUGAACUGCUGUUUCUUCAGUCGACACAUAACUGCACUGUAGUUCGUAGCUGCUCAGAGGUUUUCAAGGGCUAUCGAUCAUUCUCUCUCUGAACUCAUCACGAUUGUAGCUGUUUUACAAUAAAACUAUUAAAAUGGUUCCACA
Molecule: messenger RNA, 2881 nt
Organism: Onychostoma macrolepis
Lineage: Eukaryota; Metazoa; Chordata; Actinopteri; Cypriniformes; Cyprinidae
Gene: ckap4
Product: cytoskeleton associated protein 4
Exons: 2
Coding region: 1408-2673 (421 amino acids)
Source: RefSeq, a predicted model, not a curated record